AUGGCUGAUAUGCUCGAUCGCUUAUGCUGCUAUGUUAUCCGAGAUGACUUUGGGCCAAGCGUUGAACAAGUUGCAAAAGUUCUUUUACAAAAAGGCCGUCUUACUCUACCAAUAAUCGCCAAACUAUCAAAAUUUGCCUUAGCAAAGACUCGAGAAUGUCUUUUCAUACUGAUCCAACAUAAUUUGGUAUACUGGGCUGAAGCGAGAGAAAGUCAAAGAAUUGGAAUUUAUUAUUCUAUUGAAAGAGACGAAAUCCUCACAAGGUUAAAUUUCGGUAUUUAUAUAAAGAACGCUAAUGAAUGGGUCGGAUCAAGGCAUGCGAGUGAACUUGUCAAACAUAUAUUGCUUAAUGGUAAAGUGACUUUUUCAGGAUUAGUCGAAGAUCUAAAAAUUAAUAAAAAAUCAAGCAGAUACAAGGAUAUCAAAGAAUCCUUUUACAGAAUGAUCGAAAAAAAUUAUAUUUCAUCCGUUGAUUUUACUGAUUCUAAAUCAGCUAGAGAUAAAGCUACUGAAGCAGAGCAACGAGAAUUAGCAAAAGUAACCAAUUUCAUACCUACUAAAAAGCAAAUGGCCGAAGCCAAGGCCAGACUAGCAGCUAAUCUUGAUAUGAAUGAUACAGCAACUGGAUCGAAACGCAAAUUAAAUUUGGAAAAUUUUGAUAGACCAACAAAGCAACAUAAAGGGGAGAUAACAUUUGAUGAAAAUCAAUAUUUUCGAGUAAACUAUGAAAAAUUUAACGUUAAAGCAAGAAAUAAACGGUUUGCUAAGUUUGUUAGGGAUCGCCUUAAUCACUCCGCAGGAACGAUUAUGAGAUAUAUUCUAGAUAUUGCCGAUUGUGAUAAAGCAAGUGAAAUUGAAUCAUGUUCUGUCUCAUUGCAUAGAAUCCUCAAAAAUAUACCAGAAAGCAAAGAUGAAGUGUUUUUUCAACAGAUGAAAACCGAAAAAGGAAAAACCGUUACCCGUGAAUCUCUUAUUAAGCAAUAUUUGGAUUGUUUAAUUGAGGAUGAUGCAAACCUUUUGUGUAAAAAAGAUGAAAAUCUGGGUGGAUUGUAUUUUGUUAAAUAUAAUGCAUUGUGUGAAUCUUUAAAACAACAAGUUUUCGAAAAUAUUAUACUAGAAAAAUAUGGCAUAAAGGGACAAAGAAUUAUAAAAGUAUUACAAGCAAAACAAAAAUUAGACGAAAAAGCGGUUACCACAUUUACUUUGAUGAGUGUAAUGGAUGUCCGACAGAAACUAACGGAACUACUUAACGGUGGUUUUACACAAGUCCAAGAAGUACCAAGGUCGGGAGAUCGAGCGCCUUCACGUACCUUUUUCUUUUGGUAUGUCGAUUACAACAAAUGCUAUGAAAUAAUUCUAUAUAACUAUUACCGUACGCUUGCAAAUAUUCAUCAAGUCAGAUUUGAACAAGAAUCUUCUGCAGCACGAUUAUUGGAUAAAAAAGAAAAGGAAGAUGCACUUAAACAAUUGAAUAAUAAUACUUUCAUCCAAUUAUUGACAGAAAAUGAAACAAAAGCUUUGAAUGAGUUAGAAUUCAAUUUAACACAGUUAGAUACUGCUCAAUUGAGAAUUGUCCAAGAUGUAAUGUUAUUUAAAGAUUACAAGUAA
This is a messenger RNA of Cetraspora pellucida, 1608 nucleotides long. The record is from the annotation of a GenBank genome assembly. Lineage: Eukaryota; Fungi; Glomeromycota; Glomeromycetes; Diversisporales; Gigasporaceae.